Messenger RNA from Mercenaria mercenaria, 7142 nucleotides. Its product is annotated as centrosomal protein of 128 kDa-like. The coding region runs from base 629 to 3784 and encodes 1051 amino acids. The transcript has 30 exons. The record is from RefSeq and is a predicted model, not a curated record. Lineage: Eukaryota; Metazoa; Mollusca; Bivalvia; Venerida; Veneridae.
GCGGUGUUUUUAAUUGACAAUUUGACAAGUCCAAACACAUUUAAAAGUUGAAAUACACACUUUUCCAUAAUUAACCUUUCUAAUGUUCCAGUGCGAUUUAAAGAAGUCAAUAAAAAUAUAUUUCUGUCUUAAAAAACGGAGUGGGACAACGUAGAAUUUCACUGCAAAAUACUAUUUCAUAAAUGAAAACUGUCUGGGUCACUGAAACGCUCAUUGCAAGUGUAUGUUUUUAUGUUGCAAACAAUUGACAACAAAAAACCAAUAAUUUAAUUAUCGCAUGAGUAUAAAAUGUAGUUGUUGGAAAGAGAAAAGGGACAAAGAAAUGUAAAAAAUAUUGUUCUGGCUGUGCUGCUGCAAAUAACUGCAUCAUCUUGUGUUUGUUAAAUGUUAUUUUUGUUUCAUCAUGCAUGUUUAAACUUGUAAAACUUAACAAUUAUUCUCUGCGGAAUUGCUUGGAGUUAUUGAUAUAGGUGAUAAAAUGUCAACCAUGGUGUGUCUGUGAAUUCAUGUUUAGCUGCAAAAAUGGAAUAAUGUAUGUGGAUUUUACAUGAAUAUUUAAUACACAGACAAGUGUUGAAUAUGGACUUGCAUUACCCUGUUUAAUUAGUGCAUAAAUAGAAGUUUGAAAAUGGCUUUAGAUGACAGAGUUCACAGACUGACGGAGAAUUUAGAGGGCACAAACAGAAACUUGAAGAGUUUGGAUCGUAUGUUAGAUCAGUAUCGAGAUGUUGGCAGAGAUCACAGACAUAAUGUAGACAGGUUACGAGACGAUGUGGGUCGGACCCAUCAGAUGAUCAGGGACGAGCGGCUAAGAGAUUAUGGGAGUGACAGCGAGUAUGAGGUGGCGUCACCUAUAUCCCGACGGAGACGUAAACCCCGACGAUCAACCCUCAGAUUUGCAGAUGAUAUGAAUAAAGAAUUACACAGUCUACAUCAUGCAGUCAGAGAUUUAUCUAGCGAUCACCUCAAUCUAGAGACCAGUUUUAACAGAGAGGUUGAUAGGAGAGACGGGUAUGACAUGGAUACCAGAAGAAAGAUCCGUGAAAUUUCAGAUGACCUCAAGAGAUUUACCUCAUCCGAUCCUGUGGCAGAUCGUGUUGAACGUCGAUUACGUAUGAUACAGUCAGAGCUUGAGGCAGAUAGACUCGUGACAGGACGAAAUGAAGAACUGUGCAAUCUAUCUAUGGAACUGAGAAAUGCACUACAACAACAACAAGCACAUGCACAACAGUCAGCUAUUGAGGAGAGAGUGAGAUCAUCGUACCUUCAGAAUGAAACACAGAGACACAGGAUGGAGUCGGAUUUAGAUGAAAUGAGGCGGAAAUUGGACAUGGCGGAAGGCUCGAAGUCAGCUAUGCAGCAACAGGUUGACGAUUUGCGUAACCAGUUACGUCGAAUGGAAUCAGACCGAUCGAGAAUGAAAUCUCACAUGGAGGAAGCGAGGCUGGAGGAUGAGUUGAGGGAAAGGAGAAAGAGAAGAUCUAUGGAAGAAGAUCAGAAGAAGAAUUUAGAGCGUGAACUUUUGGAUUUGCGACAGCAAAUGGCACGUUCUAUUGGUGCUACAAGUGAAACCGAGGAACUGAGACGAGGCCUCGAGAAAAGUGAGAGACAGCGGGUACAGCUGUCAGAUCAUAUAGAGACAAUUACAAAAGAUUUAGAAAACAGAGAAAAACAGACAGCAAAACUUAUAAAUGAACUUAAAAGUGUAUCGGAUAAGUGUGAAGAUGUUGAAAGACACAAAAACCAUUUGAUGGUUCAAGUUGAAGACACGACAGCAAAAUUACGUGAUAAUAGUCGUGAGCUAGAUAAAGCAUUAACGGAACUGAGAAAUACUCAGUUGGCGCUUGCAGAUGCAGAGAAGAAACGAGAUGAGUUCAAGGGUCGUGCUCAGGAAACAGUUAGACAAUGGAAGAUGAAGGUGAAACAGUUGGAACGGGAGUUAGACCGUCACAAACACGGGAACCAGCAGAUGAUGCAGCGUAAUGAGCAGCUUGUUAAGGAGAUGGAGGGAAUCAGACAGCAGGGACAUACCUAUGGUAUACAGCUGGAAAACAUGCGACGAGAAUUAGGCGAUGCCCUGGCUGUAAGAGCAGCACAAGAUGAGCAGAUAAGAUUGAAGGAUGUUGAAAUCAACGAGCUCAAAUCGUUACGAAUGGACCUUGAUAGAGAAUUGAGAGAUACACGCACUGUUUCAGAAAGGUUGGAAAAUGAGUUACAUAACGCGCAGUCUCGUAUAGCUCAGGUAUCGGAGGAGAGGAACCGUCUCGAGGAUCGGUUGUCAGCGGUAGAAGCGGCACACUGUCUUGCUCAGGAUCAGGCUGCCCAACUGCAGCAAGAACUGAAGGAUCUAAGUUCCACAAAGGGUCAGGCUGCGGCAGAAUUAUCAGAGGCUAAGGGAAAAAUACAUGAUCUGAGACAGAGCUACAUUGAAAUGCAACACAGAGAAAAGGCAGCGAGGGAGGAGUCAAAAUUAGUUCAGAAACAGUUACAAGAUGAGAGAGAUAACAGUCGAGUUGCGGUAGAAACUUUAAAACGAGAGUUAAAUGAAGCAAAGGUGAGAGAGGCACAUGUUCUACAAGACCUACAGAGAAAGUUGAAGAAAGAUAAGGCAGAGUAUGAGGCAGCUAUACAAGCUCUUAAGAUGGAGUUAUCUGAAGAUAAAUCUAGUCUGAAAAUCUCAAAGAGGAAUGAGGAGAAAUACAGGAAAGAAGCUGAGAUUUUACAACAGGGUAUGAACAGGUUUGAAGAGGAGAACCAGAAGUUACUGAGUCGUCUUGACCAUACAAAGAAAGAGUAUGAAGCUCAGUCUCAAAUAAAUGAAAGUGAUAUGUCUAGAUUUAAGAAACUUGAGGAUGAAAUCUUCCAUAUGAAUUCAGACUUGAAAAAAUCUGAGAGGAAAUAUGAGAAUCUUGCCCAGGAUAUGAUAUCAGAAGUGGAUGCCUUGAUGGAUAUAAUGUCUACAGGAUGUAUAGAAAAAUUCAAGACUGUUAGUGCUGUUAAAGGUGCUCUAAAUGGAAAUUUGCUGGCUGAUUUAAAGAUAAAAAUGAAAUGGCUACGAAAUCAGAUACGAGAGAAGAUCAAGUAUGAGCAGAAGUUACGCAAGGAUAUUCGGGAUGCUCUCACUGCCAAUGAAGGAGACAGGAAGUACUUGCUACAGGAACUUGCCAGACGAGAGGAAGUACUUGAUGAACUCGCAGCAGCCAAACAAGAACUUGCACAGAGAGAAAUAGAAAAUCUGCACUGUGUGGAAGUUUUAGAGAAAUUAGGGUAUUUUGAGAAAGAGGAAGAUAUCAGAUUAGGAAAUACUGUUAAAGAUGAAAAGAAAGAUCACAUUUUGGAUCUGACAGAUGAGCUGGAGCUGAGAAAGAUCCGUGAGUCAGAGACCCACAAACAGCACGAGUAUGAAAAGCAUCAGAUAAUCACUGAUAUAGAGGGCAUGAGGGAUAAAGAAAAAGCUAGAAUUGAAGAAAGAUACAUCAGAUUACAAGACACCAUGAGAGCAUUGCAAAAUGAGAUCAAAGUGGCCAACUUGAAUCAUCAACAGGUCGUAGAAUUGGAGAAGAAUAUUGAAAAUGCUAGAAAGUCACCGGGAAGAAAGAAGGUCAAUAACAACAACCGAGUCCGUAUUCAUACACCAUCAAAAAGUCCCCAUAGGAGACCUCAGACACCGCCUUCAAGACUUCCAAAGGGUCACGACGAUUCCAUAGCGCCAAUGGAAAUGAGUGAUGAACAAUUCUCUCGUAAAUUCGCACGAAGAAAAUCAAUCGAAGAUGGAGUUUUGUGAUGAAAAUGCUCAAUCGGUUCUGUUGGUGCAAGAGCACUGGAAUUAUGGCGUACAGUAAAUGCGAACUAUGUUCGUUGUAUGAGUACUAAAAAUGCUGUGAUGAAAUAAUGUUUUAGUUUUGAGUAGGAAUAGACUUAUUAGCUAUAUGACAAAGUUAUUGUAUUUUGUCAAAGUCCCUUGUGCUAUAACUGUUAAAGACUUCUGUUAUGUUGAGUUUUAUGCAAGGUUUUGAAAGAUGGAUGUUUAUUUUAGAAGUGUGUAAAAAUCUUUGUUGACUUGUAUCUACUUAUGAACACUUUAAUCAGUCCAAUUACACUUAAAGAUACAGUUAAAUUAUAUGUACAUUUUUAUGAAGUAUGCACAUGCAGGCAGUUGGAAUGAUAAUGUAGAGAAGGGUAUUUUGUUUCAUUGCUUCUUAAUAAAAAAUACCUGAUUCACUGUGUUUUUAAUGUCACCCAAUUGUUUAUGGUUUUUGUUAAGGUAAUGUUUAAAUUCAAAUUAAUGUAGUUUUAUGAUUUUUUUACUCUACAAUUUGAAGUGAUCAAAAGUUUUGAUCUUUUUAAGUAAAAUAAAUUUAUAUUUUUAGAAAUUUUUACAAAACAAUUUUUAACAUUUUUGAUGAUUUUUUUCUCUUUCCGUCCUUAGUUUUCUGUGUUUCGUAUAGACAAAAGUAUGUUUAUAGUUUAAUUUAUUUUCAGUAAUUUAUUUUAUUUGUGUAGUUAUCCAAAACAAAUUGUUUGGAUGAUCUUUUACCUUUUUGGACAAAAGUUCAUUUCAAUACUAUUCCAUCCAGAAUUUUCAGUCAUUCAAAACAUAUGUUUUGGCACAUACAAUUUCUUAUAUAUAUGAAUAUGUUGUUGUAUUAUCUGUGAUAGUGUGAUAUUGUUAAUUUAACAGUAUUACUGUUUUAUACACGUUAGUUGAUGUACUGAUAGUGAAACGGUGUGAUGCAUAUUAUUAAAGUGCACUAGAACGUUUACAUUUAUAUUUCUGCUUUGAUGAAUUCCUACUGUUCUAUAUAGGGACAUUAAUUAUGCCACAUGUUUUGUAUUUCCCAUCAUUCCUUAGGACCAAUAGGUGUACACCUAUAAAGACUGUUGCCAGACUUUAUUCUGUGCUCAGUAUUUUAAAAUUGAGCUUGGAGACCUGUCUGAAUAAGCAGCAUUGCCAUUGGUCAAUUUCAACAUCAUGUUCUGAUUCGUCCAAUCAGAUGCUUGAAUUUCGAGACUGGUCUCCAAACUUGGCAUAAUAACCUUUAACAUUGAUCAAAUACUCUGUUACGAUAUUCCAAUACAGAAACAUUCGGUCAUUGAUACGUUAUGGUCCAUCUUGAAGAAAAACAGUGGUCAAAAGUUCAUAUAUUUAGAACUUCCUUUUGCAGUCUUGAAUCUUGUUCAUUGAUAGUAAAUUUACACCAUGUCCGUCAAAGUAUUUUGUUUAAUAUUUGAACAAAGUCGUAGCAGUGAUUUAUAACGUUAUUGCAUUUAAGCAUCAUUCCAAUUUAUUUAUCGAGUUUUAUUUCACAUGUUUCAUUUUCACUGUGCUCACAUGAUGUAUGUAGUGGAAAAAUGUUGGUUCCCAGUCUGCCAAUAACUGUUUCAUACAGUGUUUUGUAAACUUGUAUGUCCUUUGUUUUAUUUUUUGUUGUAGGUUUUAUAAGGGUGAGCUGUUCAGUGUAAACAAAAGGUUCAGCUGGUUAAUUCUUUAAAAAAAGGGUUUUACCAAUUCAUAAAAUUCAACUGUUUCUCAAGUUUAAGUGAAGGAGACAUUUUUAAGUGUAAUAAAACGUCACAUGAAAUUAAUUACAUGAAGUAUGAAGUUGGUGAAUUGUAACAUCAUUUCUGGUUCUCACAAUUUUUUUUAAACAACAAGGUACCUUUUUCGUUUGACAACUCUCCAUUUUGUGAUGAUUUAUUUGUUCACUUUUCUUUUUUUAUUUCUUAAAACAUAGGGUUUUUUACUUUAAAUCAUAGAUUAACAUAUGAAUUAGUUUGGUGAUUGUAAAGUUUUGAGGUAGACUUAUUUAUUUUAGGCUGAAAUUGGGAUGGAAUUACAAAAUAUAGGAGAUUUUUGAAGUGUCAGUAUAAAAUCAUUUUGUUUUGUUUUAACCCUUAUCAAGCUGAACAGAGUGCCUUACAACCAGUGCAGAUCAUGAUCACACUGCACGGCUACAUGUCUGUGCAGUCUGAACAUGACCUGUACUGUUUGCCAUUCAGUUUGACAGUAUCUUUUUUGUAAUGGUACUGUCCGAAAUGAAGGAUUGACAAGUUCAUUUUAGAAAUUUAGCAUGGUAAGGGUUAACAAUCUAUCAUUAUGAUAUGUUGGACAUUUUGAGGUAAAUAUAUCUUCUUACUAGUUAAAUUCAUGAAAUGAGCUGCACCAUGAGAAAACCAACAUAGUGCGUUUGCGACCAGCAUGGAACAAGACCAGGCUGGUCUGGAUCCAUGCUGGUCGCCAAUGCACUAUGUUGGUUUUCUCAUGGCGUAGCUCAAAUAUGUAUGACCGGCUUAUUCCAGCCAUGCAUGAUUUGAAAUAUUUAUUUAAUGUAAUUGUAGUCCUACAUAUUUUGUAAGUGUCAUAAUUUCAUAACUUAACAAUCAUUUUUUUAUAGUUUCACAUAUGGUAGUCUGUGAUAUUACUUUUAAUUUUAAGUCAGUUCAAAGAUAAACUUUGAAGAGGAUACAUAACAGUAAAGCGUACCCAUUUAUCAUGACAACACAUUUAAUGGAGAGCAAUUGUUUCCAAAAUGCGUGAAAGAUUACACAGUGUGUCAUUUCCCAGGAGUAUUAUUUGAGCACUGGGUCAAAUUCAGGGAAGUAACUGAUUACAAGGGAACAAUACAUUUAAAAUUGUCAAGAAAUGCCAACAUCACAUUGUCUAUGCAGAAACUGUGUUUUAAUUUCUAUAUUAUUUUGGACGUUGAAAAUUUUACCAAAACUUGGUCAUUUUGUUUUUAACUAGCAUUCUUUGAGUUAUCACAUGAAAAAAAUGGGUUCGUUUUCAAUGUAUCUUAUCAAUUCCUGUUGUUUUGUUUGUGUGAAAAACUUGUUGAUUUCAGUAUGAGUGACUGUUUGGUUAAAAAUCUUAGUCAUUGGCCGUCUUAGUUUAUAUACUAGUAUAUACAUGUACAAAUACAAUAUUUUGUACAGUAAUGAUCUGAAGAAAAGUAUUUGUUGUCUAGAAUUUGCAUUAAUGCAAAAAUAUGUAAAUUAGAACAUUGACUUUAUACACUUAUUUAUAAUACAGUGACAUUCCACAUACAAUUCUAGAAGUUUUACACAGUAUUUAUACCUGUAUUUUUAUAUGUAUCAGUAAUAUUGUCGCUAGAAACAUUCAAUAAAAUGUCUUUAUAUUUACA